Molecule: messenger RNA, 1996 nt
Organism: Glycine soja
Lineage: Eukaryota; Viridiplantae; Streptophyta; Magnoliopsida; Fabales; Fabaceae
Product: glucose-6-phosphate 1-dehydrogenase, cytoplasmic isoform
Exons: 16
Coding region: 162-1718 (518 amino acids)
Biological process (GO): glucose metabolic process; pentose-phosphate shunt, oxidative branch
Cellular component (GO): cytosol
Molecular function (GO): NADP binding; glucose-6-phosphate dehydrogenase activity
Source: RefSeq, a predicted model, not a curated record
ACCUAUGCGCUGACAUGACACCAAUGACUAAGGAGGUAGUUGGUGAAGAAAACACCAACUGUUUUGAGUUUCCAACCUUAAAAGACUCUCUUUUCUCUCUCUGAACUCUGAAGCAAAACAACAUUACCAGAGUGGUUCUUGUAAUUCAGUGCUGCUAGAAGAUGGAAACUAGUGAAUGGCAUAUCGAGCGAAGAUCUAGCUUCGGCUCUGAAUCCCCCUUAGCAAGAGAGGCAGGAAAUGUGCCUGAAACUGGGUCACUCUCUAUUGUGGUGCUUGGUGCUUCUGGUGAUCUUGCUAAGAAGAAGACAUUUCCUGCACUUUUCCACCUAUACCUGCAGGGAUUCUUACCACCAGAUGAAGUUCAUAUUUUUGGCUAUGCAAGGACAAAAAUCUCUGAUGAUGAAUUGAGAAACCGGUUGCGCGGCUAUCUUGUUCCAAAGAAAGGUGCUUCCCCCCAACAGUUGGAGGAUGUAGAGAAGUUUUUACAGCUGAUCAAAUAUGUAAGCGGCUCUUAUGAUUCUGAGGAUGGCUUCCGCCUGUUGGAUAAAGAGAUUUCAGAGCAUGAAUAUUUGAAAAACAGUGUUGAGGGUUUAUCUCGGAGGCUUUUCUAUCUUGCUCUUCCACCUUCAGUAUAUCCAUCAGUUUGCAAGAUGAUCAAGACUUGUUGCAUGAAUAAAUCUGAUCUUGGUGGAUGGACACGUGUUGUUGUUGAGAAACCUUUUGGUAAGGAUCUAGAAUCUGCAGAGGAACUCAGUACUGAGAUUGGAAAGUUGUUUGAGGAACCACAGAUUUAUCGUAUUGAUCACUACUUGGGAAAGGAACUAGUGCAGAACUUGUUGGUACUUCGCUUUGCAAAUCGGUUUUUCUUGCCACUUUGGAACCGCGACAACAUUGACAACGUACAGAUAGUUUUCAGAGAGGAUUUUGGAACUGAUGGCCGUGGUGGAUAUUUUGACCAGUAUGGAAUUAUUCGAGAUAUUAUUCAAAACCAUCUGCUGCAGGUUCUUUGCUUGGUUGCUAUGGAAAAACCAGUUUCUCUCAGGCCUGAGCACAUUCGGGAUGAGAAAGUGAAGGUUCUUGAAUCAGUGCUCCCUAUUAAUGAUGAUGAGGUUGUUCUUGGACAAUAUGAAGGCUAUAAAGAUGACCCAACCGUACCUGAUGAGUCUAACACCCCAACAUUUGCAACUGUUGUUCUGCGAAUACACAAUGAAAGAUGGGAAGGUGUUCCUUUCAUACUAAAAGCAGGGAAGGCACUAAAUUCUAGAAAGGCAGAGAUAAGGGUUCAAUUCAAGGAUGUCCCUGGUGAUAUUUUCAAGUGUAAAAAGCAGGGGAGAAAUGAGUGUGUUAUCCGCCUACAGCCUUCAGAAGCUAUUUACAUGAAGCUUACGGUCAAGCAACCUGGACUGGAGAUGUCUACGGUUCAAAGUGAGCUUGACUUGUCAUAUGGACAACGGUAUCAAGGAGUAACCAUUCCUGAGGCUUAUGAACGCCUAAUUCUUGACACAAUUAGAGGUGAUCAGCAACAUUUUGUUCGCAGAGAUGAGUUGAAGGCAUCCUGGCAGAUCUUCACCCCACUUCUGCACAGAAUUGAUGAAGGGGAAUUCAAGCCACUCCCCUACAAACCAGGAAGCAGAGGUCCUGCAGAAGCAGAUCAGUUACUUGAAAAAGCUGGCUAUGUUCAAACACACGGCUACAUAUGGAUCCCUCCUACCUUGUAGAGUGAUCUAAUGUAAUAAGAUGAGGAAUUUUUAGCUGCUAAUGAAUACACAAUAAGCUUGUGAGGCUUCUUCCCUUUGAAGCACUCCCACGGAUGUGUAUCAAGCAUUUGGAACAAUAUAAGAGACUAAGAGUGUUUGGCACGGUUUGUGUAACUGAUUUGCCUUUAAAUGCAAAAUAAAUGGAAAAUGAAGUCCAUUUACUAGUAUCUGUUUUGCAUCAUUUGUUAAUUUGACUCUGAUGUGUCAUGAGAAAUUGGACCAAUAUUAUUCUAGUUUAA